GGUGUACUCUAACGUGAUCUCUGGAUGUAUGCCCAGUUUCUCUUGUCUUGAGCUUGGUGAUUUCUGUUUAUCGGUGCCUCUGUAUUUCCACUAUCUUGUUGGCUAUUACUUGCCCCUUUAUCACUUUAAAGUCAGCCUUGUUAAAGUUAUUUCUCUUCACAUUUGGUACUCUAUUACGAUAUUUGGGGCGGUGAUUCUUGUAAAAUUCAUAUAAAACCUUUAUAGGCUACCAACUAUUUGACUUGGGGGUCUUUAUUCCAGUUAGGUAUUCUGGAUGGAAUAGAUCUCAUCAUCUUCUAAAUCUUUGAUUUUCAGAAAGAUAAUUUGUGUUAAGGACUCGUGUUGAAAUAUAGGUUACACUGAAUUACAAAAUUACAGGUACAGUGAAACUUUAAGCAUCUCUUUAAGCAUAAUCCCUUAACCUUCUCCCAGUUUAGAGAUUUUCUUCCCUCUAGUCCCUUUCAGGAAGCCUCAUUUGUUUUUAUCUUCAGAAGCCUCAUUCACUUUUACCUGAUUCCAGUUAAUUAUCCUGAUCACAAAGAUGGUCUUGAUGUCACCCAUUUGAUGAGUUAAAUCUAGAGGGAGUGGAUGGGUACAGGUUCUGCUACUUCAGGCUUAGGUGAUGUAACUCUUGACUACUGCUUUUGAAGUCCUUCCUUUCCUUCCCCUGGAUUCCCUUGCUUUGUACCGAUUGCAUUAGCUUUAUUGUCUUGCCGUAAGUAUCUGUUUAUGGAUCUGGCUUCCCCCAUUAGAUAGUGAAUUCCUCGGUGGCAGGGACUGCUUUAUAUCCUCAGCACCUGGCACAUAGUUGGCAUACUGUUAAUGUUUGUUACAUGAAAGAAGUUGAAUAUUAUCUUACCUUUAAGAUGUUAGAGUCUAAUUGGGAGAGAUAACAUUUGAAAGUAUGAAAAACAAAAGCAAAUACAUGAUGGUAUAGUAGGAACUGGGCCAUAUACAUAAUUAUUUUCCAGCACUCAGGGUAGGGUGAUUCAUAGGAUCAUUUCCACACCCUUCUCAUGUCAUAAAUUGUCCUAACCACAUCUUGGUCCUGUAUAAAGCUAAUUACACAAUGCUUCUCCUCAAUAUGUAUUUUCCUCAAUAUGUAACUUCAUCAUAGCCUCAAAUAUUCUCUUUCAAAAUCAUCUCUUUGCAUGUAUGUUAGCUUAUAAAUGUUUUACCAUACUUGUUAUAUUCUGUUAAAAUCAGGACUCUGCCAUCUUUUUUUUAGAGUUUCUAUAAGCUAACCUGACUUCAACUGAACACCUGUAACAGCUUGUGUUCUUUCAGUAAGUUAAAUGACAAUUGAGUACUAGAAAACGAAUUAUUAGAAUAAUUUUCUUAAAAGGAAAGAAAAUUCUUAUGCUUGCAAAAUACAUUUGUGGUACGGGACAUGAAAAGUCAAAAUUGUAGACUAAAAAUUAUGAAUCUUUUAGAUUUGGAUUCAUUUAUUCUUCAUUUCUCAGACACUGACAAGAUUAUAAAAUAUUUUCAUUGUUGGCACCAAAGGUUCCAGAUCCAGCAUUUCAUAGAGAACCUUCCCUUCUCCCAGUGUAAUUGCAAAUUGACAACAAGAAAAUAUCAUAAGCACACUGAAGAAGCUAGAUAUAUUUCUAUUAAAAUGUAUGUGUGGGGUUUUAAUCAUUUAAAAAUAUAAAUCAGUAUGGAUUCCCCAGGGUUGGUUAGGGAUUACUUUCAUCUUGUCAGUGUAUAUGAAGCUGUGUGAUAUUUGUUGAAAGCACACUUGCCCAGGAGUCAGGAUACCUGGGUUUAUGUCCUCACUUUGCUCCAUCUGUGUGAUUUCAGGCAAGUCAUUUAACCACUCUGGACAUAAUCUCUAAAAUUCUGUGAAUUUUUAGCUUGCUUCCCUCUUCACUUUCAUCUCAGCAAAAUGCAGGCUUUCACGGUGGCAUCCUUAUUAAAAAAAGGCCAGAGAUGACAAUUACGAAGUGACCUGUAAGAGUGAAAUGUGAAAAAGCCACUGUUAAUUUAUUUGUGGAUGUGAUUUUUUUCCCCUUAAUCUGGGACACAGGGAACUCAGCUUUAUUAAAAAAGAAGGAAGGGGAAAUAAUACUUUGGAAGUUUUCUAGAUAGAAGCCUUUUGUGAAAUUGAGCAUUUGGAAAUACAUUUAAGGCCUAAAUCUGAGGCUUGAAUUCUUUGGGAAUCCUUCCUGGCAAGGCUAGAUGAUCAGAUGAUUACACUGCUUAGUCUGUAGCCAUGCCAAGAAAAACUCAAGUAGCCUUCCUUUGUGUGUGCACUUUGUUAUUGUGAUCACAAAGAAUGUCUGUUAUCAUUUAGUCUCCUGAAUAGAUCGAAACCCUGGUAUUGCUAGGUGGUUGAUUAGGUGCUCAGUCUUUUUCAAAAUAUGGUGAUAUGAUUAUGAAUAUAUAUAGGUGUGACUACUAACCAUCCCUAGUUUCCUCCUCUUGGAAAUCUGCCAAGAAGCCGGUGUGCCAAGAGUAUGUUUAUUAACCUAUUUCCAAGCAGCUAGGGUUUAACUGUUUUUCUGGCAAAGGCAAAUACAUCAGAAAAGAAAGUAAUUUCACAUAGGCACGGGGCUUUGGUUUGUAGCAGUUUAGUUGAUAAUGGGGAAAACUACUUAGUAAAACUGCAAAGUAUUCCUUGAUUGUCCUCAGAAUAUCAGUAACUUUAUAUUUGGCCACUGAGUAAGACAUAAUGGAAAACAAGUCUUAAUAGGACCACCACAAAGUUUGUCCCUUCUUUAUGAAAUAGUUUGGGAUGAGGAAACAGAAAGAGCAGUGGAUUGGGGAGAAUUUCUAGAUGGUACUUUCAGCAGUCGCUACUAUCUUUAUGACCUUAUGCAAAUCACAUAAUAUCCCAAGGAUUGGAUCUGCAAAUUUUCUUCUCCCUUUAAUAUUCUGUGAUUCUGUGGAUAGUCUGGAACUGCUUUAGUGUAGCACAGUUUGCAGAAAUGUUUGGAACUACCUCAGGCUGGUUUUGAUUUUCAGUCUUUUCCCAUCAAGUCAACUCUCCUUAUCACCUUUCUCCACUAAGAACGCAAACAGAUAUCACAAAUGAGUGGCUUCCUGUUCUAUUAUUAUAUGAAAUAGAUGUUUCCGUAUGUAAUGUUUCUGUUUUCUGUCUUCUUUUAUAGGACUUUGUAUUUUUCUAAAGUCAGUGAUGUGAAAAGACCUGACAUGGAUGAUAUUGCUGAUAGAAUGAGGAUGGAUGCUGGAGAAGUAACUUUAGUGAACCACAACUCUGUAUUCAAAGCUCAUCUCCUGCCACAGACAGGUUUACCAGAGGACCAGCUUUCACUUUCUGACCAUCAGAUUUUACCUUCCAGGCAAGGAAAUUUGGACCGAUCGUUUACAUGUUCCACAAGAAGUACAGCUUCUGAUCCAAAUUAUUACUCAGACAGCCCUUCCUCAGAUAGUUUUCUUGGCUCAGGCGACUUAAGAACCUUUGGCCAGAGUGCAAAUGGCCAGUGGAGAAAUUCCACUCCAGCAUCAGGUUCAGCUUUGCAAAAAUCAAGAAACAGCCGGAGUCUUUUCCUCGAAACCCGAAAGACCUCAAGUGGAUUAUCAAACACUUUUAUGGGAAAGUCAAACCAUCACUGCCAUAUGUCUGCGUAUGAAAAAUCUUUUCCUAUUAAGCCUGUCCCAAGUCCAUCUUGGAGUGGUUCAUGUCGUCGAAACCUUUUGAGCCCCAAGAAAACUCAGAGGCGACAUGUUAGCACAGCAGAAGAGACAGUUCAAGAAGAAGAAAGAGAGAUUUACAGACAGCUGCUACAGAUGGUCACAGGGAAACAGUUUUCAGUAGCCAAACCCACUACACAUUUUCCUUUACACCUGUCUCGAUGUCUUAGUUCCAGUAAGAAUACUUUGAAAGACUCACUGUUUAAAAAUGGAAAUUCUUGUGCAGCUCAGAUCAUUGGCUCAGAUACUUCAUCAUCUGGAUCAGCCAGCAUUUUAACUACACAGGAACAACUAUCCCACAGUGUAUAUCCCCUAUCAUCUUAUAUCCCAGAAGUUGUCCCUUCUGGAUCCAAAGAUUCAGAUUCUCUCCAUCAGUCCCACCAUCACCACUCUCUUCCAUAUCAGCCAGAUAACUUACCAGCUUCAAAUACACAAUCUGAAGGAUCAGACUCUGUCAUUUUACUCAAAGUGAAAGAUUCCCAGGCUCCAGCUUCCAGUCCUACUUUUUUCCAGGCAGAGCUGUGGAUCAAAGAAUUAACUAGUGUUUACGAUUCUCGAGCACGGGAGAGAUUGCGUCAGAUUGAAGAGCAGAAAGCAUUGGCAUUACAGCUUCAAAAUCAGAGAUUACAGGAACAUUCAGCACAUGACUCAGUAGAACUGCAUCUUCGAGUACCUCUUGAAAAGGAGAUCCCUGUUACGAUCGCCCAAGAAACAGAAAAGAAGGGUUAUAAAUUAACUGAUAGUAAAGAUGAAUUUCCUGAAAUUACAGAGGAAAUGGAGAAAGAAAUAAAGAAUGUAUUUCGUAAUGGGAAUCAGGAUGAAGUUCUCAGUGAAGCAUUCCGCUUAACCAUUACACGAAAAGAUAUUCAAACUCUAAACCAUCUAAACUGGCUCAAUGAUGAGAUAAUCAAUUUCUACAUGAACAUGCUGAUGGAGCGAAGUAAAGAGAAGGGAUUGCCAAGUGUGCAUGCAUUUAAUACCUUUUUCUUCACUAAGUUAAAAAUGGCUGGAUAUCAGGCAGUGAAACGUUGGACGAAGAAAGUAGAUGUAUUUUCAGUUGACAUUCUUUUGGUGCCCAUUCACCUGGGAGUGCACUGGUGUUUAGCUGUUGUGGACUUUAGAAAGAAGAAUAUUACCUAUUACGACUCUAUGGGUGGGAUAAACAAUGAAGCCUGCAAGAUCCUCUUGCAGUACCUAAAGCAAGAAAGCUUUGACAAGAAAAGAGAAGUGUUUGACACCAAUGGCUGGCAGCUCUUCAGCAAGAAAAGCCAGGAGAUUCCACAGCAGAUGAAUGGUAGUGACUGUGGGAUGUUUGCCUGUAAAUAUGCUGACUGCAUUACCAAAGACAGACCGAUCAACUUCACACAGCAACACAUGCCAUACUUCCGGAAGCGGAUGGUCUGGGAGAUCCUCCACCGAAAGCUCUUGUGAAGACUGUCUCAGCCGCAGACGUUGACCUUGGUGGGGACCAGCUCUUUGUAGUCUACAGCUAGAGACCUUGGAAACAGCUGCUCCCAACCCUCUGUUCUUGUAAAGCCCUUGAUGCUGGACCAGGCCUUGGCGAGUUGCAUUCACAAGCACAUCUGCCUUUCCUUUUGUAUCUCAGAUACUAUUUUUGCAAAGCAACUUUGGUGCUGUGAAAGGGGUGAGGGACAUCCCUAAGCUGAAGAGAAAGACUGUUUUUCACUUCUUCAGUUCUGCCAUCUUGUUUUCAAAGGGCUCCAGCCUCACUCAGUCCCUCCCUAAUAAGGGGACUGAGAGAAGCUUGGAAAGAAUCUUGGUGUCAUAUAAACUCUUGUUAGGCCUUACUGAGAGCCAGGAAAGGACAUGGGGAAAAAGGUAGGGAUAAAAACCACCAGCAUAUACACGCACACAUACAUACACAUGUGAUUUUCAAGAUGUAUAGUCAGGAGUGUGACUGUAAACUGGACUCCGGGGCACAUGCCUAAGUCUCCUCCUCCAGGACUUUUUAUAUGCCCCUAUGUGAAGUCCAUCCACUUCUAUACAAGGCUGUUUUAUUAUCUGUAGCCUUCUCCCAUCCCGAGACAUAGCACUUGGGUCCUGGGUGGGCCCCAAAGUCCUAGGCAGUCCUUCCCUUUAAAACAGGGGUUUGCAUGUGCUAGCAACACAUGAUAUGGGAAAGACCCACCCAGGGAGUGGUUUAGCGGAGCAACAAAGCACCACUUUGACUGCUGCCUGCUUCUGCCCAAGAAGAAAAAGGACCUCAGUCUUAGCAUAAAAUUCAGCAUUGGAUGAAUGCAGGUGUAGUUUGGUCUGUGGCUAGUUAGUUUAAAUAUGUUUCUAACCACAGAGAAUUUAAUAUAUAUAUUUUACAGGGGUAUGCUUUUUCUUUUUUUUCUAAAGGCUGAGUGUAUUCAUCAUUUUAGACUGCAGAUUUAUUUCCAUUUUCCAAAUUUAGCUCCAGCACACACAGAUCCCAGCCCCUAUGUUUAGGGCGUUUGUGGACUUCCUAACAGAGUAUUUUAAGGCCUGGAUGAACUUUGGCUUAGGGGUAAGGUUACAGAGGGAUGUGAGAUUUUCAACUGGAAAACGGGUGGAGUUUGGACUAAUCAACUUGAGAUUAAAAACUGCUAUUUCUUUUGUUCCUUCCAGCAUCUGCUCCCACCCUCUGAGAGCUCCUCAGGCUUAGAUAAUGAAAAUGAUCCAAUGCCAGUGUCAUUUUGUACUUAAGUUCCAAAACAGGAACGUUUUAUACCUUUUUCUGUAUUGUAAUAGGUAGUUUUGUAUGAAAUAUUUUCUCCUCUUCCUUGUACCCCAUCCUUCCCAGCAUUGUGCUUUCUCUCUGGGCUUAUUUGGAAAUUUUACUCUGUUUUAUACCAAGCUCGUUUAGUACAUUUUUCUAUGUUUUACCACAGGUUACAGUUUGAAAAGAAAACUAUUUUUUUUAAAUAUUCCAUUGUUAACUGAAUGUUAAUGUUUCCACUCCAGCAACCAGGUGUCCUACCUUUUUUUCAUAACUGCCUGCCUUUUGGGGGGAAGACCAUCUUUUUGUUUAU
Trichechus manatus latirostris (Florida manatee) is the source of this 6674-nucleotide messenger RNA. RefSeq names its product SUMO specific peptidase 1 (gene SENP1). Gene Ontology annotation, cellular component: nucleus. Gene Ontology annotation, molecular function: deSUMOylase activity. Bases 3070 to 5088 code for a protein of 672 amino acids. Gene Ontology annotation, biological process: proteolysis; protein desumoylation. The transcript is spliced from 17 exons. The record is from RefSeq and is a predicted model, not a curated record. Lineage: Eukaryota; Metazoa; Chordata; Mammalia; Sirenia; Trichechidae.